Messenger RNA from Myotis myotis, 3241 nucleotides. RefSeq names its product coiled-coil domain containing 157 (gene CCDC157). Bases 153 to 2369 code for a protein of 738 amino acids. The transcript is spliced from 11 exons. NCBI's taxonomy places the organism in Eukaryota, Metazoa, Chordata, Mammalia, Chiroptera, Vespertilionidae. The record is from RefSeq and is a predicted model, not a curated record.
CACUUCCGGGCCCGCCCCUUUCCUUGACGUCAUUUCCUGCCGCCCCCACCGGAGUGGCGCGUGCCCGACGCCGUUGCCAUGGCAGCGGUCGGGGCGCCGGGUUAGGGUUGGCUGGGGUUCCCCAGAGCUGCGGGCGCGCCGGGGGCAGUUCCAUGAGCCGAUCCGACGCAGGGGCCGAGGCUGCGACACCAGAGACCGGAGCCCUGAGGAUGGCUCACCUGCUGGGCAGCCAGGCCUGCAUGGACAGCCUGCGCAAGGACCUCACCGACCUGCAGGGCACCAUCGUAGACGUCUUUUCCCGAGCUGGACCUGUGCGCUUUCCCUCCUGGAAGUUUCCGGACCAUGUGGCUUGCGACCUGGACAUGGUGGCCCUGCUAGAGCACUAUGACCACGUGCCGGGGGACCCGGAGUUCACACAGCUGUCUCACGCCGUGCUCUUGGAGCUGGUCAUUGACAGGCUCCUGCUGCUGCUUCAGAGCUGUGCCAGCUACUUGGAGACCCUCAGUUCGGAGCAGACAGUGCCCCCUGCCAGGGCUGUGGGGCCCUGCAUGUCCGUGGGGCUCACGGUACGGUGCUUCUGGAACAGCCUGCUGAAGCUGGGCAUGCUCUACCAGCAGAUGCUCCCCCAGAAAAGGGCAGCCCAAGGGGAGACCCCCAUCUGCAAGCCCACAGCCAAGGGCGAGCCCACCAGGAGUCCCGAGUUUGUGACCGCCAAGUUCAUCAAGCCCCCCUCCCCAAUUCCAGGCCUGCCCCAGACCUGCAAAGAACCCGGCAGCCUCUCCGUGCGCGUCUCCCUGCACUCUCCCGCCAGGACCACGGAGAGCACCCGGAGCGUCCCCUCGCAGACCGUGGAGACCGCCCUGGUGCCCUGCGACGCCUGCGCCAGCGUGCAGGGCAGCCUGCGGGAGGUGGGCAGGGCGCUCAUCGGCCUGUGUCAGAGCCAGAACCUGCCCUCGUCCUUAGGCCACUUUCAGCAGCUGGUGCAGGACACCAUGGGGCUCAAGCCACUGCCGGCUGCCACUGUGGGCCACUGGGCGGCAGAACAGAGCAGAGACCUGGCCCGCCUCAGCAAGCACGUGGGCGCCCUCGCGCAGCUGGUGGGGCCCCUGCGGGCCCAGCUGGAGGAGGCUGAGGCGCAGAAGGGCGGGCUGAGGGAGCAGGUGGGCCAGCUGGAGCAGGCGCUGCAGCAGGAGCAGAGGCAGCGGCGGUGGCAGGCGAACGAGGCCCAGCAGCAGCUGGCCCAGUGGGAGCAGGACAAGCAGCAACUGCUCGCAGAAACAAGUGAGCUCAAGAGGAAGGUGGCCGCCCUGGAGAGGGAGCUGAAGCAGCAGCAGGAGUCCACACAGGCCGUGGAGGCAAAGGCCCAGCAGCUGCAGGAGGAGGCCGAGCGCAGGCUGGAGGCCGAGAGGCAGGUGCAGCAGCUGGAGGAGCAGGUGCAGCUGCUGGCCGGGAGGCUGGACGGGGCCAGCCAGCAGAUUCGCUGGGCCAGCACAGAGCUGGACAAGGAGAAGGCCCGCGUCGACAGCAUGGUCCGCCACCAGGAGUCCCUACAGGCCAAGCAGCGAGCCCUGCUGCAGCAGCUGGACAGCCUGGACCAGGAGCGCGAGGAGCUGCGGGGCAGCCUGGACGAGGCCGAGGCCCAGCGGGCCCACAUGGAGGAGCAGCUGCAGAGCCUGCAGAGCGAGAGGGAGCAGGGCCAGUGCCAGCUCCAGGCCCAGCAGGAGCUGCUGCAGAGCCUGAACGGGGAGAAGCAAGGCCUGGAGCAGGCGGCGACAGAUCUGCAGCUGACCAUCUCGGGGCUGGAACGGGAGCUCGAGGCGCUGAGGGAGCGGGAGCGGCUGCUGGUGGCCUUCCCGGACCUGCACAGGCCCGUCGAGACCCAGAUCCAAAGCUCCGGCAACGUCAUGGACGACAUGGAGAGGCAGGUGCAGGCCAACGACAUCCGCAUCCGGGUCCUGCAGGAGGACAACGGGCGGCUCCAGGCCAUGCUGUCCAAGAUUCGGGAGGUGGCCCAGCAGGGGGGCCUCAAGCUGAUCCCGCAGGACCAGCUCUGGGCCCGUUCCAGCCAGGGAAUCCAGGGAGCAGCACCCCCCGUCCAGGCCCAGAGAGUGUCCUCAGGGCUGCUGGGCAGGUGGCACUCACCUGGCAGCAGGGCAGCCAGCGCGGGCAGGAUCCUGCCGGGCCCGCGCCGGGCGUCGCCAUCUCCGCAGUCCUGCGGCCGAUCCAGCAAGUCCCCCCUGGAGGAUGUGACCUACUCCACCACCUGUGCCCAGAACCCCAUCCAGGUCUUGGCCAGGCUGAGGAGGAGAAUGUCACCGAGCCGGGGGCCGGCCAGCCCUGCACACCAGCUCCAGGAGCCGCCCAUGUAGCCUGCAGUGGGUGGGGCUAAAGGACGGGUAGCUGGCAACCCCCCCAACGUAAUAAAGCCACACCAUCUACCCACAGCGACCUGGGGCUCACAGCACUGUCUGAGCCGGGGCAGAGCCUUCCUUCCCCGUCCUGGGCAGGGACCACCGAGUCCCCCGCCAUGGAGAUCAGCGCCAGCAGAGGCCGGGUGCACCGUGGGACCUCAGUGAAGGGAGCUCCCGACAGGCAGUGGGAGAAGAGGGCUCACCGAGGGCAGAAAGAAGCUCCUGGCACCCGGGCCAGGUGACAGGCAGUCGUUUGACCCCCAUACCAAGGGCCAAAGGGGGCGCAGUGACACCCCAGAAAAGGGCAGAGUCAGUGGAGGGGGUGUGCAGGAUGGAGAGCAGCUGGAGGUGGGUCCACUGGGGGUACGUGAGCUAAGAAAGGAGUCUGAGGCUGGGGUCCCUGCUCUGGACUCGGCAGGGGGCAGUGAUGCCUUCCCUAGCCCCAGGUCUGAACUUGGGGCCUCCCAGCCUGGCUCUGAGGACAUUCAGGACCCCUUUCUUUGAGGAGUCCCUUCAGGAAAUGUAAGUCACAAAGGGUUUCUCUAAAGCCAGGAGACUGGAUCCCCAGGAGGCCACUGAAAGCUGGGCAGGGCCCCACCCAGCCAGAGAUCGGGGCCUCCAGCCAGCCCUGGCUCUCCCAGGCCUAACCCUCACAGCCCGGCACUGGUGCCAGCAGCCAGGCCAGGCCCAUUGCAGUCCAAUUUCCUCAGGGCCUCCAGCCUGCCCUGAGCCACGACGGUGAGGGACAGGCCCUGAGACCUGAGGGCUUAGGGUGGGUGCCCCCAGCUCCCUGACAUUUUCCCCGGUGAGGAGGCCAACAGGUGGAGCAC